AUGCAGGCAGGAGGACAGACACCGUACACCGCGCCCGAGAGGCAGUCGGGCCGAAAAGCACAGAUCUCAAAUAUUACCGCCGCCAAGACUGUCGCAGAUGUGAUCAGGACAUGUCUUGGCCCCAAAGCCAUGCUCAAGAUGAUUCUUGAUCCUAUGGGCGGUAUUCUCCUCACGAACGACGGAAACGCCAUCCUUCGCGAGAUCGAGGUCGCCCACCCUGCCGCCAAGAACAUGAUUGAGCUCAGCCGGACACAGGACGAGGAGUGUGGAGACGGUACGACAAGUGUAAUCAUUCUCGCGGGAGAAAUUCUCGCCCAAUCUCUCUCCCAACUCGAGCGCGACAUCCACCCCGUCGUGAUCAUCUCCGCGUACAACAAGGCCCUCCAAGAGGCCCUUGAGAUCAUAAAACGCAUCUCCAUCCCGAUCGACGUCAACGACGACGAGCAAAUGCUCUCCCUCAUCAAGACCUCGAUCGGCACCAAGUUCGUCAUGCGCUGGUCCGACCUCAUGUGCCGCCUCGCGCUGCAGGCCGUCCGGACGGUCGCGCACGACGAGGGCGCGCUCAAGACGGUGGACAUCAAGCGGUACGCACGCGUGGAGAAGAUCCCCGGCGGCGAGAUCGAGCAGAGCAAGGUCCUCGACGGGAUCAUGCUCAACAAGGACAUCACCCACCCGAAGAUGCGCAGGCGGAUCCAGAACCCGCGCAUCGUGCUGCUCGAUUGCCCGCUCGAGUACAAGAAGGGCGAGUCCCAGACGAACAUCGAGAUCUCGAAGGAGGCGGACUGGGCGCGGAUACAGGAGAUCGAGGAGGAGCAGAUCCGGCUCAUGGUCGAAAAAAUCGUCGAGCUCAAGCCGGACCUCGUCAUCACCGAAAAGGGCGUCUCAGACUAUGCCCAGCACUUCCUUUACAAGGCGAACGUGACCGCACUCCGCCGGGUGCGCAAAAUGGACAACAACCGGAUCGCGCGCGCGGUCGGCGCGACGAUCGUAAACCGCGUCGAGGACCUUCGCCCGUCCGACGUCGGGACCAAGUGCGGGCUGUUCUCGGUCGAAAAGAUCGGGGAUGAGUACUUCACCUUCCUCACGCAGUGCAAGGAGCCGCAAGCAUGCACGGUGCUCCUCAGGGGGCCGUCCAAGGACGUGCUGAACGAGAUCGACCGGAAUCUCGCGGACGCGAUGUCCGUCGCGCGCAACGUCUUCUUCGACCCUACGCUCGCACCAGGCGGCGGCGCGACGGAGAUGGCGAUCUCGGUCGGGCUCCAGCAAAAGGCGCGGAGCGUGACGGGCGUCGAGGGCUGGCCGUUCCGCGCCGUCGCGGACGCGAUGGAGGUCAUCCCGCGCACGCUCGUCCAGAACUCGGGUGGGAACGCGAUCCGCGUGCUCACCGAGCUCCGGGCAAAGCACGCCAACGGGGAGCACUCGUGGGGCAUCAACGGCGAAACGGGCAAGGUGGCGGACAUGAAGACGUACGGCCUGUACGAGUCUGCGAGCGUCAAGGUGCAGACGCUCAAGACCGCGAUCGAGGCCGCGCGAGUGCUGCUCCGCGUCGACGACGUUGUCAAGGCCACGCGCAAGGACAGGGAGCAGGGCGGCGGCGGCGGCGGUGGAGGCGGUGGGGCGCCCCCCGAGGAAAUGAUGGAGGGGUAG
Molecule: messenger RNA, 1647 nt
Organism: Epithele typhae
Lineage: Eukaryota; Fungi; Basidiomycota; Agaricomycetes; Polyporales; Epitheliaceae
Product: T-complex protein 1
Exons: 7
Coding region: 1-1647 (548 amino acids)
Biological process (GO): protein folding
Cellular component (GO): chaperonin-containing T-complex
Molecular function (GO): ATP-dependent protein folding chaperone; ATP hydrolysis activity; ATP binding
Source: RefSeq, a predicted model, not a curated record